ACCUUCUUUUGUCUCUCGAGUGUAUUACUACUCCCUGUAUCCCAAUUUAUGUGUCAAGUUACAUUACAGAUUUCGAGAUUCAAAGAAGCUUUCUUUUAAGUAAUCCUUUCAUAUAUCUUUUAAAUAUUUUAAAUUAUCAAUUACUCCUACUUUUUAAAUAUGUAAAUUUUAUUUUAAAUAUGCAUGUCCACAUUGACGAUUAAAUUAAACUGUUUGACUCUUGAAAAUCAAACUGUGCCGCCUAAAUAAUUAGGACAGAGAAAGUAUCAAUUUUUUAUUAUUGUUUUCAUCAUGCUUAUGUCAAUUGAAGGGGAGAAAAAGGUGAUGCUAAAGGUUUGAUUUUUGGGAUUUCUAGGGUUUGAGUUGGCAAUUUUGUGGAAUCAAUUGAGGUGGGAGUGAAUUAAAGAUGUGGGCAGCUUCUUGUCUUGCAUCAUGCUGUGCGGCGUGUGCUUGUGACGCUUACCGGACAGUGGUGUCAGGGAUCAGCCGGCGUUCAGCUAGGAUUGCGUAUUGUGGUCUUUUUGGUCUCUCACUUAUUGUUUCAUGGAUUCUUAGAGAGGUUGCUGCUCCUCUCAUGGAGAAACUCCCAUGGAUCAAUAGUUUUCACACAACACCAAGCAGGGAGUGGUUUGAAACAGAUGCUGUACUGCGAGUUAGCCUUGGGAACUUUCUCUUUUUCACAAUUUUGGCAAUCUUGAUGAUUGGUGUAAAGAGCCAGAAAGACCCACGUGACGGCAUGCACCAUGGUGGUUGGAUGCUGAAAAUCAUUUGCUGGUGCAUCUUGGUAAUAUUUAUGUUUUUCCUUCCAAAUGGGAUCAUCAGCUUCUACGAGACGAUUUCGAAGUUCGGUUCUGGGCUAUUUCUACUUGUGCAAGUAGUACUCUUGUUGGAUUUUGUCCAUAGUUGGAAUGACAAGUGGGUUGGAUAUGAUGAGCAGUUCUGGUACAUCGCACUGCUUGUCGCUUCACUCAUAUGUUACGUGGCUACCUUUGCCUUCAAUGGAAUUCUCUUCCAUUUUUUCACUCCAUCUGGACAUGACUGUGGUUUUAACACUUUCUUUAUUGUGAUGACUCUUAUAUUCAUCUUCGUUUUUGCUGUUGUUACGCUGCAUCCAUCGGUUAAUGGAAGCAUAUUUCCAGCGUCAGUUUUAUCUUUGUACUGUACAUACCUGUGCUACAGUGCACUUGCCAGUGAGCCUAGGGAUUACGAAUGCAAUGGUCUACAUCAUUCCAAAGUUGUUUCCACUGGUACACUUACAGUUGGACUGCUUACAACAGUACUCUCUGUUGUCUACUCUGCUGUUCGUGCUGGAUCUUCUACAACUCUACUUUCCCCUCCAAGCUCACCACGUGCAGGUGCUGGGAAACCUUUGCUACCAUUGGACAAGGCUGAUCAGGAGGAAGAAAAAGAGAAAGCUAAGACAGUGACAUACUCCUAUUGUUUCUUCCACAUCAUCUUCUCUCUUGCUAGUAUGUAUUCGGCAAUGCUUCUUACAGGAUGGUCUACCUCUGUGGGAGAGAGCGGGAAAUUGGUUGAUGUAGGAUGGCCAUCAGUUUGGGUCAGAAUUGUGACCGGUUGGGCGACUGCAGCUUUGUUUAUCUGGUUUCAAGUGGCUCCAAUUCUCUUUCCAGAAAGGGAGUUCUGAGCAUCCAAAGUGUUAGGAGGAUCAAAGCAUCACAACUGGAUAAUUUGUAUAUCUCUGUGUGUUGAAGGAUCAUCCCUGCCUCUCAAUCACUGAAUAAAAUGAGUGGUUUAAGUAACU
Messenger RNA from Lycium ferocissimum, 1762 nucleotides. RefSeq lists its product as uncharacterized. The coding region runs from base 407 to 1645 and encodes 412 amino acids. The record is from RefSeq and is a predicted model, not a curated record. Gene Ontology annotation, cellular component: membrane. The transcript has 6 exons. Lineage: Eukaryota; Viridiplantae; Streptophyta; Magnoliopsida; Solanales; Solanaceae.